AGCGCAACAUUUACAGUGGGCUUUACUACCCACGCACAAAGGCAGUUGUCACUAUUUGAUCCACGGCUUUCCCUGGACGCAUUCAACCUCUACUAUCGGCAUAUUUCGACCCCAGCAUACAUCUUAUAGACCUCCUUAUAAUCCAAUUGACAUUAUCUUCCUACAAUGGCGACUGCCGCGAGAACGUUUCUUGCGUUCCACCACAAUGCCAAACUCUACCGGCUCAAGACUCAAAUCCUUUCCAUCCGCCCAUUCUCAGCGCUGGAAGAAACAAACCAAGGACUCUUCAAGCAAGCAAGCCCCGACGAAGACCACGUUGUCGUCACCAAAGAGACUGUAUUCCACCCCCAAGGUGGUGGUCAGCCCUCAGAUGAAGGAUACAUGACCCCGGCUGCGGAAAACGAUGCAAGCUCACCUGCUGGCCCCUCAGAUCCAUCAUUUCAAGUCCGCUCCGUCAGAAUGGAUGCUGUGAAUGAUGGACAAGUUCUGCAUGUCGGCCGCUUCGUCAACGGUGCCUCAUUAGCAGCAUAUCAGCCCGGCAGCCUCGUCGAACAGGCCAUUGACGUCGAAAAGCGACUGCUCUACUCGCGAUUUCACACAGCAGGCCAUGUUCUCGGCGCUGCAGUCCGCCAUCUUCUUGAAAGUCAAAUUGAGGGGUUCGAUGAGCUCAAGGCUUCACACUUCCCGGACAACGCAUCCUGUGAGUUCCAAGGCCUGAUUGACGGCAAGUGGAAGCCAGAGAUCCAACAGCGAGUCAACGACUACGUCAAGAAAGCCAUGUCUGUCGAAAUCGAUUUCUGGACUGCUGAGGAUUUCCGCAAGGCUGGUCUGGAGCGAUUGAUCCCAGAUAGCAGCUUCCUCGGCCCAGGAGAAGACAAAUUCCGCGUUGUCAAGAUUGUCGGUGCCGAAACGUAUCCUUGUGGUGGAACGCACGUUGACACCACCGAUUUGUGUGGUGAGACAACUGUUAAGAAGAUUUCGAGAAACAAGGGAAUGAGCAAAGUAAGCUACACGGUAGCCUCUGCAUAAUUGUACGACGUAUAUAUAAGUCUUUUAAGAGUUGAGGUUAGACGAGAGAUGAAUGAUGACAUAUAGAUAGUUUAGAUGAAUGCGUUGAUAGAUAUAGACAUUUCAAUUGAGUUGGUUAUGGACGGUAUUUCUUUUAGAAAACA
This is a messenger RNA of [Torrubiella] hemipterigena, 1172 nucleotides long. NCBI's taxonomy places the organism in Eukaryota, Fungi, Ascomycota, Sordariomycetes, Hypocreales, Clavicipitaceae. The record is from the annotation of a GenBank genome assembly.